Messenger RNA from Boleophthalmus pectinirostris (great blue-spotted mudskipper), 6282 nucleotides. RefSeq names its product kinesin-related protein 4. The transcript is spliced from 7 exons. Lineage: Eukaryota; Metazoa; Chordata; Actinopteri; Gobiiformes; Gobiidae. Bases 353 to 6136 code for a protein of 1927 amino acids. The record is from RefSeq and is a predicted model, not a curated record.
CUCUUCUCUUCCUCAUUAAAUCACACUUACAGGCUGCAUCCGGACAUGGUAUAAUAUGAAACAAACUCGGCUGUGGCUGUUCGUCUCUUGCAUCUCCAAGCUAAUCAACGUUUAGCAUUUAACUCCAAAAGGUUACCUUAUAAAUAAAGUUAGUUGUUGUUACUUUCUAUUGGCUGCGUAGAAGAAGAGGCAUGGAUCCAGGUGACCCCGGGUCCAGAGCUGGGAGGACUUUCUGGACUUUUUGGUUCUCAUCUGAAGCCUGGUGACGUAACUUGCCUGUCUCCAAAGAAAUAGUCAAGCCAUACUGUGGAACAUUUCAAGCAAAGCAAUAAAAUGGAGACAAGCAGGCAGCAUGCCCUCCACCUUAAAAAACUACAUAACAGACCUUGUGGGCAGAUUUCUCCGACCAGAACCUCAUGGCACUGAAAUAAAUGACACAGACAAAACCAACUCAACACCAGUCAACGAUGAGCCAUUGGAAAGUUGUCAUAAAAAACGCAUGACCACUGAAGAGGGGGAAGAUGUGCAUGUUGUUCUCGCAUCCUCUGCUGGCUCUACAAGGCCUGUUAUUUUGUGGGACACCGGAUCAGAACUUCAACCAGAAAUGAGGCAGAAUGUCCUACAAGAGCAUGAGAAAAUAAAGAGAGAGAAUGAUGAUGGUAAAAGACAGGAAGAGAUAGAAACUGGAAUCGAUGCUGCAUCUGCCCUGCUCAUUACUACAACAAUUGAUAACGCUGAACAAAGCAGUGAUAUAACAAAAAAUGGUGAAGAAUUGAUGCCAAAGAUGCUUGUUGAUUGUAAGGAUGAAAUGAUCGAUAAGGUAUGUUCAGAGGCUGACAAACCACAAAGUAAAGAGCAACUGAAUGAAAUUUUGAAAGGUUUUAAUAAACAAAACACUUAUUCAGAAAUUACCAGCAAAUUAGACACAAUAACUGCUGAACAAAAGCAUUAUGAACAACAUGAUGAAAAACUACUACCAAGUGAUAAUAUGGAUUUGAAGGAGAGUGGGCAAAUUAUAGAGAAACAGGACAACGUAGGGGCUGAUGGAAAUAUUAAAUCAGAAAGUGGUGGCAACAAAAAUGCAGUGAAGGUGUGCCUACAAACUACACAUUUAGAGGUAACAAGACAAAACGACAUGACUGCUAGAAGUGAUGACAUGAACAAUGAAAAUAUAAAAAAAACACACACUUUGGUUUUGGGGGCAGAAAAUUUGUGCAAACAGGAUGACAUUAGUGAAGUUUAUGAAGGAAAUAAAGAUGAUAAUCUGGACAUGGAAAACUUGGAAAGGCCGUUUGAUGUGGAAACUUCAAUGUCUGAUAAAGACUAUAUCAUUGUGUUUGAAGAGGAUGAAAAACAUGGAAAACAGGAGCUCACACUCAUUAAUAUAAUUGAUGAUUCUGCAAAUGUUAAAACUGAAAAUGAAGAGAAAGAAAGUGAAAUCACAGAACAUUACAAUGAGAACAUGACAAACCAAAAUGCAAUGUUUGAUACUGAGGAAGAAGACGAUGCAAAAGAAUGUAAAGAAUGUCCUGCCUUAUUUACAACUGAUGACUCUGCAAAUGCUAAAUCAGAAAAUGAUGAGAAAGAAAAAGAAAUUCAGAAAGAAGAAAUCAAAAUGACAGAAAAUGAUGAUGACCAAAACCGAGAUCAAGAUAUGACUCCACAAUAUACUUUGGAGGUGGUCGAUGAUGAAAGCAGCACUGAAGAAUCAAAGGAUAUGAAGGAAGAUGAUUUAAAUAAACUACACACUUCUUUGGUUUUGGAAACAGAGCAUGUGAGCAAACAAGACGACAAAAAUGAAGUUCACGAUGGGGAUGAAGAUGAUAUGGUUAUGGCACAAAAUAAUCAAACCAUGGGAAAUCUGGAAAGACUGCCUGACGUGGGAUCUUCGGUCUCUGAUAAAGAUCAUGUCAUUGCGCUGGAAGAGGAUGAAAAACAAGAGCUCACAGUCGCUAAUACAACUGAUGACUCUGCAAAUGUUAAAUCAGAAAAUGAUGAGAAAGAAAAGGAAAUUCAGAAGGAAGAAAUUGAAAUGAAAGAAAAUUAUGAUGACUAUGUAACAAAUCAAAAUGCAAUAUUUGGCACUGCGGAUGGGGACAAUGCUAAAGAAACAUGUCCUGCCCUAAUUUUAGAUCAAGAUAUGACUCCACAAUAUACUUUGGAGGUGGUCGAUGAUGAAAGCAGCACUGAAGAAUCAAAGGAUAUGAAGGAAGAUUAUUUAAAUAAACUACACACUUCUUUGGUUUUGGAAACAGAGCAUGUGAGCAAACAAGACGACAAAAAUGAAGUUCACGAUGGGGAUGAAGAUGAUAUGGUUAUGGCGCAAAAUAAUCAAGACAUGGGAAACCUGGAAAGACUGCCUGACGUGGGAUCUUCAGUCUCUGAUAAAGAUCAUGUCAUUGCGCUGGAAGAGGAUGAAAAACAAGAGCUCACAGUCGCUAAUACAACUGAUGACUCUGCAAAUGUUAAAUCAGAAAAUGAUGAGAAAGAAAAGGAAAUUCAGAAAGAAGAAAUCGAAAUGAAAGAAAAUGAAGAUGACCAAGACGAAGAUAAAGAUAUGACUCCACAGUAUACUUUGGAGGUGGUCGAUGAUGGAAGCAGCACUGAAGAAUCAAAGGAUAUGAAUGAAGAUGAUUUAAAUAAACUACACACUUCUUUGGGUUUGGAAACAGAGAAUAUGAGUAAACAAGAUGGCAAAAAUGAGGAUGAAAAACUUGAAAAACAAGAGCUCACAGCGGCUAAUACAACUGAUGACUCUGCAAAUAUUAAAUCAGAAAAUGAUGAGAAAGAAAAGGAAAUUCAGAAGGAAGAAAUUGAAAUGAAAGAAAAUUAUGAUGACUAUGUAACAAAUCAAAAUGCAAUAUUUGGCACUGUGGAUGGGGACAAUGCUAAAGAAACAUGUCCUGCCCUAAUUUUAGAUCAAGAUAUGACUCCACAGUAUACUUUGGAGGUGAUCGAUGAUGAAAGCAGCACUGAAGAAUCAAAGGAUAUGAAUGAAGAUUAUUUAAAUAAACUACACACUUCUUUGGUUUUGGAAACAGAGCAUGUGAGCAAACAAGACAACAAAAAUGAAGUUCACGAUUGGGAUGAAGAUGAUAUGGUUAUGGCGCAAAAUAAUCAAGACAUGGGAAACCUGGAAAGACUGCCUGACGUGGGAUCUUCAGUCUCUGAUAAAGAUCAUGUCAUUGAACUGGAAGAGGAUGAAAAACAAGAGCUCACAGUCGCUAAUACAACUGAUGACUCUGCAAAUGUUAAAUCAGAAAAUGAUGAGAAAGAAAAGGAAAUUCAGAAAGAAGAAAUCGAAAUGAAAGAAAAUAAAGAUGACCAAGACGAAGAUAAAGAUAUGACUCCACAGUAUACUUUGGAGGUGGUCGAUGAUGGAAGCAGCACUGAAGAAUCAAAGGAUAUGAAUGAAGAUGAUUUAAAUAAACUACACACUUCUUUGGGUUUGGAAACAGAGAAUAUGAGCAAACAAGACGACAAAAAUGAGGAUGAAAAACUUGAAAAACAAGAGCUCACAGCGGCUAAUACAACUGAUGACUCUGCAAAUAUUAAAUCAGAAAAUGAUGAGAAAGAAAGUGAAAUUCAGAAAGAAGACAAUGAAAUUACAGAGCAUUACAAUGAUAAAAUGACAAUGGUUGAUGCUGAGUAUGGAGACAAUGCUAUAGAAACAUGUCCUGCCCUGAAUAUAGAUCAAGAUAUGAGUCAACCAUAUGGUAAAAGCAGCACUGAAGAAUCAAAGGAUAUGAAUGAUGAUGAUUUAAAUAAACUACACAUUUUUGGGGGUUUGGAAACAGAAACUUUGAACAUAUUAGGCAAUCAAGAUGAGUAUAGUAAAGAACAGGUCACAGAUGGAUGUGUCAUUUUACAAGAGGUUGAGCCAUCUACAAGCAAACAGGAGUACACAGCUGCCAAUGGAAGUGAGGAAUCAUAUGAUAACAGAGAAAAUAAGAAGUCUGGCAAAAUGGAACAAGACAUUUUUGAAAAAGAAUGUAACAACAGUGAUCUCAAUUCAAAAGUUAUAACAUCAAAUAUGGAAGAUGCAGCAAAUGUGGGUCUAGAAACAGUUUCUAGAUAUGACUUAGAUUUGGAAGGAAUUUUGUCUAUAGCUGAUCUUGCCCCCAGUGAAAUGGACCGCUCCAUGGGAAAGUUUUGUGUUACAAUCAAAAAUGAAGGAGGGCCUACACAGGAACAGGCUAUUGCAUUUAAAAAUAUUCCCCCGGGUGAGGGCGAAGGGCAAGAGCGUCCAUAUUCAUAUAAGGAAAGCAGAGAGGAAGUUCCUGACUACAACAAUGAGUCUGACAAUGGAAGUGCUACACAAAGGUUCCUGGAAGUAGGAAAUUGCAGGGAAAAUCACACCACCCUAUUACAAGAAGAGGUGGUGAGUGGAGCUGUAAUACGCCUUCAAAACAGUGGCACUAACGAAGGAGAGGAGACUUUAGAAGAUCUUAUGGCAACAGAGCUCAUCAAGAACAGUUUGGAGGAGCAUAUCGCAGAGAACACCCAACUACCAGAUAACCUUAUGAAGACUGCAAGUGAAUACACAAACUUUGAGACCAAUUUUAUCUCAGAAGAUGUGGAGGAGAAAGAAGAUCUAAAAGAAGCUGAAAGGGAGAUUGGAUUUGAAAUGGGGAAAGGUUUAUGUGAUACUGACACAGCUGAUGACGGCCUGGAAAUCCAAACUCAAUUUCAGACUUGUAUUUUUUUGGAUCAAAAUAAAUGCAACAUACAGACAAUGGAAAGAUCAUUUGUAGAGAAUCAAACUACAAGGGUGGACCUUUCGGCUGUAGAAGACUUGUUUACAUUUGAGGAACAAGACACAACGGUGAAAACAAUAACUAAUGGCUCCAGUGAAUCUGUGAAAUCAGGAUCUGCAGAUGAAGAUGUACAUGAACACUGUACAACUGUGUCAAAUGACAAUGUAAUACCUGAUGUUGUCCACCAUGAAAUCUCACCAAACGCAUUAUCAGUCGAAGAUGAACACCCAAAAUGUGUGGUAGAGCAGCAGAUAUUUGAUGAUGUGAUUGAGAAUGAAAUUCUUGAUUUGCGGAUACAGCACACUUCAAUUGAAAGCUCCAAAGUGCGUGAAGGGGACCAAGGCCAUGAGGACAGUAAAUGCGACGUUCCAGAAGAAGAGAAAGUAGAGUCAAUUCCUGAAUUAAGCAUAACGUGUGACGUCAAUGUUUCUUUAUCUACAACGGAGUCAGAUUUUUUUGACCUGUCUAUGGACAUGGGGGCAAUGCAACACGACUGCAGUAAAGAGGAACAGGAAUUACUAAAAGAAGAGCAAAUUAUUAAUGUAACUUGUGCAUUAAAUAAAUCUGAGGACUUAAAAGAAAGUUCUAUAGCACAGCUUGAGUUAGAAACACCAUGGAGAGAAGAUAUGGGCACAACACCAAAAAGCAGAAAUGUUGAAGAAGAGGAAGCUAUAACAUCACAAAAUACUGACAGUAUAAUGUCUGUGUCAACUACUGUAAUGCAAGAUAAUAGUCCAUUUUCAAUUCCGACAGAUGUUAAGCCAUUUACAACAUCAGGAAUGCUUUCUGAACCAGACACAUUGUCAAAGGAUCAAUCUGACUCUUUAAGUGAAGUAAAAAAUACAAUUGACACUACUGAUACAUCCGAAAUCGAAGUAUAUCCAUUUCUUUUACAAGACAAGUCAGAAGUGGAAGCAUUGCAAGACUUUGAAGAGAGUGGAUUGGAACAUAUCAAUAAGGUAAAUGUAAGUGAGUUUGACUUUACUCCACAAAAAUCAAGAAUUGCUGUAAAAAAUCCAAGAGUGAGACCACCUAAAGAUUUCCGUUCACUGUUGCAUAAACCGUCACUUGAGCCUUCACCAUCUAAACCUCUGGCAUCAUGUGUUCCUGCUGGUGUUCCUAUUGGCAGCUUGGGUAUCGGGAUUAAAUUACCAGGCAUUGGAACUGGCUUCCCUGUUUUAAAAAAGACAAAGAAAACAAUAGAAGAGGAAACCAAAACAACUAUUCAGGAAACAAAACCAAUGUUGGAGGAUGGAGAUAACCUCAAGCCCGAGGACUCACAACAAAGACCUAAAUGGAUGCCUCCAAGUCGCCCAGGUUUUGGAAAUCCAUUGAUGUCUGAACUCAAAAGCAAGCUGAAGAAAACAAUGAAAGAGUAAAUGUAUAUAGACCUACAUUUUAAAAUCUGUAUGUUAUGUACAAUUUAAAAUGUGAAAAAUAUGUAUUUUGUAAAUUGUAUAAUUAAUAAUUGUAGCUGUUUAAUUUGUUAUGUUGUUGAAAAGAUAAAUACUACAUUUGUAGGUGA